GGGGUUCCCCGGCACGCUGCCGAGUGUGCGGAUGUCGUUGGGAAUCCUGCUGACAGGCUGAGUGGACUCGGGCGGGACCAGUGACUAUAGGUCUCCAAGGAGAGUCGCCUGAGCCUGUGGCCGUCCGUCCGGGAGGUGGUCGGUCAUUCAUCCGUCGAGUACGGCAGAGGAGCGAGGGCCCCUUGGGGGUCCUGGGAUCCAGAGCCCAGGCAAGCGGGGUACCAGCCUGCAGUAACACCUUGGGCUGUCGCCGGCCUUUGCAGAACAGGGAGAAUUCUGCUGCUCUCACACGGUGGCUCAGGUGACCGCUGCCAUGGCUUUUCCCCAUCGGCUGGACGCCCCUGAGCUUCCCGACUUCUCUAUGCUCAAGAGGCUGGCUCGGGACCAGCUCAUCUAUCUGCUAGAACAGCUUCCUGGAAAAAAGGAUUUGUUCAUUGAGGCAGAUCUCAUGAGCCCUUUGGAUCGAAUUGCUAACGUCUCUAUCCUGAAGCAACAUGAAGUGGACAAGCUGUACAAGGUGGAGAACAAACCUGCCCUCAGCGCCAAUGAACAACUGUGCUUCUUGGUCAGACCUCGAAUCAAGAAUAUGCGCUACAUUGCCAGUCUUGUCAAUGCUGACAAGCUGGCUGGCAGAAUUAGAAAAUACAAAGUCAUCCUAAGCCCUCAGAAGCUGCUGACCUUGGACUCCUGGUCCUUCUGCCUCUUCUGAGUGCUGAGAUUGCAGUUUUAUGCAUGUGAGAUGGUGCUUGAGGAAGAGGGAGUCUAUGGAGAUGUGAGCUGUGAUGAGUGGGCCUUUUCUCUGCUGCCUCUUGAUGUCGAUCUGCUGAGCAUGGAACUGCCAGAAUUUUUCAGGGAUUACUUCCUGGAAGGUGAUCAGCGUUGGAUCAACACUGUGGCUCAGGCCUUACACCUUCUCAGUACUCUCUAUGGGCCCUUUCCUAACUGCUAUGGCAUUGGCAGAUGUGCAAAGAUGUCAUAUGACCUGUGGAGGAAACUGGAGGAGGAAGAAGACAGUGAAACCAAAGGUCGGAAACCAGAGAUUGGACACAUCUUUCUCCUGGACAGAGAUGUGGACUUUGUGACAGCACUUUGCUCCCAAGUGGUUUACGAGGGCUUGGUAGAUGACACCUUCCGAAUCAAGUGUGGAAGUGUUGACUUUGGCCCAGAAGUCACAUCCUCUGACAAGAGCCUGAAGGUGCUACUCAACGCUGAGGACAAGGUGUUCAGUGAGAUCCGCAAUGAGCACUUCUCCAAUGUCUUUGGCUUCUUGAGCCAGAAGGCCCGGAACUUGCAGGCCCAAUAUGACCGCCGGAGAGGCAUGGACAUAAAGCAGAUGAAGAACUUCGUGUCGCAAGAGCUCAAGGGACUGAAGCAGGAGCACCGCCUUCUGAGUCUCCAUAUUGGGGCUUGUGAAUCAAUCAUGAAGAAGAAAACCAAGCAGGACUUCCAGGAGCUAAUCAAGACCGAGCAUGCGCUGCUGGAGGGCUUCAACAUCCGAGAGAGCACUAGCUACAUUGAAGAGCACAUAGACCGGCAGGUGUCGCCCAUAGAGAGCCUACGCCUCAUGUGCCUUUUGUCCAUCACUGAGAAUGGUUUGAUACCCAAGGAUUAUCGGUCCCUGAAAACACAGUAUCUGCAGAGCUAUGGCCCCGAGCACCUGCUAACCUUCUCCAACCUGCGGAGAGCCGGGCUUCUAACAGAGCAGGCUCCUGGGGACACCCUCACAGCAGUAGAGAGUAAAGUGAGCAAGCUGGUGACGGACAAGGCUGCAGGGAAAAUCACUGACGCCUUCAGUUCUCUGGCCAAGAGGAGCAAUUUUCGUGCCAUCAGCAAAAAGCUGAAUUUGAUCCCACGUGUAGAUGGGGAGUAUGACCUGAAAGUGCCCCGAGACAUGGCUUAUGUCUUCAGUGGUGCCUAUGUGCCUCUGAGCUGCCGAAUCAUUGAGCAGGUGCUGGACCGGCGGAGUUGGCAGGGCCUUGAUGAAGUGGUACGGCUGCUAAACUGCAGUGAGUUUGCAUUCACAGACACGGCUAAGGAAGACAAGGCUUCCAGUGAGUCACUGCGCCUCAUCUUGGUGGUGUUCCUGGGGGGCUGCACGUUCUCAGAGAUAUCAGCCCUGCGCUUCCUGGGUAGAGAGAAAGGGUACAGAUUUAUUUUUCUGACAACUGCUGUUACAAACAGUGCUCGCCUCAUGGAAGCCAUGAGUGAGGUGAAAUCCUGAUGUUUUCCUGGCCAGUGCUGAAGUAUUUCCUGAUUGUGGAUCCCAGUGAGAUGCUGGUGUUUGGCAUCUACCUUCUACGAUUCCUGUCACACACACACACACACACACACACACACACACACACACACACAUAUACACAUACACACACACACAUACACACACACACACACACACACACACACACACACCCCAGCUACACUUAAUACUCAGAGCUGGGAACUUUGGAACUAAUUUUGGGGGAGAGAAUUCAUGUCCUAUCCUCCAGGAUACUCCUCUUGCUUAUAAAUUGUAUAUAGUUCAUGCUGCUAAGAUAUGAGGGGAGAGGUAUUCUUUGCAAAUCCUGUUUGAAUAUUAUUGUAAAUAAAGCCUCUGUUCUCUCUC
This is a messenger RNA of Mus musculus (house mouse), 2602 nucleotides long. RefSeq names its product vacuolar protein sorting 33B (gene Vps33b). NCBI's taxonomy places the organism in Eukaryota, Metazoa, Chordata, Mammalia, Rodentia, Muridae. Gene Ontology annotation, molecular function: protein-containing complex binding. Gene Ontology annotation, cellular component: early endosome membrane; HOPS complex; perinuclear region of cytoplasm. Gene Ontology annotation, biological process: protein transport; platelet alpha granule organization; melanosome localization. The record is from RefSeq and is marked validated. The coding region runs from base 740 to 2221 and encodes 493 amino acids. The transcript is spliced from 24 exons.